Austrofundulus limnaeus is the source of this 6098-nucleotide messenger RNA. It is a transcript of the gene fam171a1, whose product is annotated as family with sequence similarity 171 member A1. Gene Ontology annotation, cellular component: plasma membrane. Bases 276 to 2960 code for a protein of 894 amino acids. The record is from RefSeq and is a predicted model, not a curated record. The transcript is spliced from 9 exons. Gene Ontology annotation, biological process: stress fiber assembly; regulation of cell shape. Lineage: Eukaryota; Metazoa; Chordata; Actinopteri; Cyprinodontiformes; Rivulidae.
GGUGCUGCUCUGGGGCAAGAGAGGAGCAGGGCCGUCUUCCUCCCUGACCCUGAGAAAAAAAGGGCUGGGGGAUGCACGAUGAAACACAGCUUUACGGGCUGAAAACCAGGACUUCUAUUGCUGCAGAACAUGGAGCGUCGCCUCUUUUGCGGAAUAAACACAGCUGUGAACCGACAGUGAGUUUUAAUAAGGCGAAACAUUUUUGUUCUUUUUUAUUUUUAUUUUUUACUUCGUUUUAGUUACACCGAUUGCUGUGAUUCACACACACAUCUGCAAUGAUGUUGUGGGCUGUGGACUGGAGCAGGACUGCUGCGACUCUGCUCUGCCUUUCGGGCUAUCUUUUCUCCAAAGCUACCGCUAAAACAUCAUUGGAAGACACAGCGGCACAAGAGGUGACUCUGAAGAUUCAUCUGAGUGAUGCCAGCACUCACCAGCCACUGUUUGGAGCCACCGUGCAGCUCUUCUCCAAUCAGUCUUUUGUAACCACAGAAACCUCAUCAGCUGACGGCAAUGCCUACCUGCGCUUCCCCUACCGCCUUGGGAUUCCACUGGUUGUCACUGCAACAAAACAGGGAUAUGUGCCAAACUCUGUUCCCUGGACUCCUUCCAGAUUACCUGUGUUUUCCUCAAUCAGUCUUGAUCUGCUCCCAGAAAGAGCUGCUACCCUGAUGGUGUAUGAAGAUGUUGUUGAGAUUGUGUCUGGUGUGCAAGGUUUAAGAGGCCAUCCCAGAGUUCACUUCCAGCGCAGAGCUUUAAGUCUUCCCUCCAACACGUCCUAUGCCAACCUGACAGCUCUGCUCACCGUGGCCAGCUCUCCCUCACACAUCCAGCACUUUCCUCACCUGCAGGUUCUCAGCAGCAACGGUACAGGUGCAGAGAAGAAGAAGUUCGAGUUGACUCCUGUGGCAGCCAUCUCUGUUCACCUAUUGGCCAGUGAUGGAGUGGAACUGCAGGUAAACGAGCCAAUCACAGUCUCUGUGCCACUGCCGGCCAACAGCGACCUAAAGGAAAAUGAUCAUAUUCCCGCAUGGAGAUUUGACCCACGUUUAGGCUCCUGGAUAAAGAGCAGUUUGGGUCACGUCCAGAAGGAGGGAAACCAGCUCGUUCUGACCUACAUCGCUUUCCAGCUGGGGUACUGGGUGGCCGCCGUGUCCCCCCUGCACUCAGGCCCGAUGGUUGCAAGGGACUUCAGCACAUACCACACUGUAUUUCUGCUGGCCAUACUUGGAGGGAUGGCUCUCAUUCUGCUCUGCCUGCUGUGCCUCCUGAUGUACUACUGCCGACGUCGUUGUUUGAAACCACGAGGGUCUCAUCGCAAGCUCACACUAUCUUCUGGUCUGGACAGCAGUAAGAGGGAUCAAGCCACCUCCAUGUCCCACGUGAACCUCAUCAGCAAUGAGGUGCAGCUGGAAUUUGUUUCCACAGCAACUGAGCCCGACAUGAUGACUCCAAUGCUGAAGCCUUCUUCAUAUGAGCCCCAAGACCAUCAGCGCCAGAGUCUCAUCCAUCACACCAAACAGAGCCGUUCUUCUCUCUGCAACAACAGCCAGCAUGGCUCGUCCCUUGGUAACCUGACGCCUCGCAGCAGAGACUACCGCCAGUCUACUGAGACUUUCCAGUUGAAAGCUGCCCUUUCAUCCGGGACAGAGAGAGGUUACCGUCAAUCAUACACAUCCGUCUGCUCAUCCAGCCACCAGAUUUCAGAAGCGCUGUCAUCGUCCAAUCACGGUCAGGUGUCAGCCACACAGCUAAGCAGUAUUGGAGUUAUUGAUUGCAUCUCUCCAUCCUCUCCUCCUCACUCCCCCAGCAGAGGGGAGGUAGGGGAGUGCAGAGCCCCAGAUCAUCUUCUGUCCCGUUCUGUAGAUCACUUGGAGCGUCCCAACCUUCAGGCGCUCUCCCGACCAGGUCAGCUGCUCUGCUGCGGCUCCGUAGAUCUGCUGAGCGGUGGAGAAGGCUACUCAAGAGUGCGCCCCACGCUGGUGAUCCCUGCACACUACAUGCGCCUCCCCGGUGAGCACCCACUGUCCGGUCAGGCGCUGCUGCUGCAGACCGACCAGCAGAGCGACUUAGAGACCAUCCAGGCCGAGCUCAAUGCCUCGCAUUCCCAGCAGCCCCUGGGACAACCUCCCCCCGACUGCGCCAAGAGUUCCAACAAGCAGGGUGACGGGGAGGGUCUCAACCUGUCAGAGUCCCUGUCUAUUCCCGCAGCUCUGGGGGAAACGGCUCUGGUUGAAAUCAACAAAGAGGACACCUUGUUGGCUGAAAAGACUUUAAUGGAGCUGAGAGGAGGGAAGCCUCUGCCUCACCCACGAGCUUGGUUUGUCUCACUGGACGGACGCUCCAACGCACACAUCCGCCACUCCUACAUCGACCUCCAGCGGGCGGGGUGCCACAACGGUGCACAGAGUUCAGGAGGUCAAGAUGAUGGCAGCGGCGAGAGGCACGGCGAGAGGCACGGCAACAGCAACGACGCCAGUCUGGACUCUGGCGUGGACCUGAACGAGCCGAGAGUGGGACGCAGGGGGAGAGACGUAGAGCAAGAGGAAAGAGAGACUGAGAAAAACAGAACAAAAGCUGCUACAUCAGCCAUGGCUUACACUCAGCUAGUUUAUGUGGAUAACUUGGAUGAGGGAGACGAUAUGGAGGAGAAGUGCAGCCCCCAGGAUAGCAAAACUAGACCCACCCUGCCAACGACAGCAGAGGAUAACAGACAGGGGGAUGUUGAGGGGAAAACAGCUGAAGGAGUACAAAUACAAGAGGAACCACCUUCGCUUUCCCCGGUGUCCCCUGCUUCUCCUCCUCCCCUCCCUUCACCAAAGGGAGUGACUUUCAGGACCGAUCAUACACUGCUGUCAGUCUCCCCAGAUGAUGAUGCAGCACACGAGGAGGGAGAGGAGGAGAAGAAAAGCCCCUGGCAGAGAAGAGAGGAGCGACCCCUGCUGGCGUUCAACCUCAAAUGAGUCCCAUCGAAGGAAAGGUUUAGAUUUUUCUGCACAACUUUAUUUAAAUGCUCAUAUUCCAGAAUUUACCUAAAGUAUUUCUGGAGACAAUUUCUUCAUGUUCAUACUGGUUCUUUUAUAAAGUGACACAAUCAUAAAAGCCCAUUUUUUUCUGUGUGAAAGUAAACUGUAACUCACUUUAUUCAUUGCCUCAAUUAAAUAAGGCAGAAAAUUUAGCUUUGAAGACCUGGACCAGAGAUUUUGAAAAGGUGCUGAAGCUGUAAAAUCGCUUCCCACCUCCUCAAUCCAACUGGAGCAAUUUAUUCUGUAUGUGUCUUCCUCUAGCAUGGUGCGAGGUUUAAGAAAUUUACAUAGUGUAAAAUAAAAAGCAUCUCUUGUAAAACUCAGGGCGUCCUGAGGCGUCGCCAGCUGAAAGAAGGCGUUGGAAUAUUGAAGACGCUCGUCUGGCUAAAUGCCUGUUCAAGAUUCUCUCAUGCCACAGAAGUCAGAGGCCAUGCACCUGGCAAAUUCCUGGCACAAGAGUUCACUCCUCCCAAACAAAACGAGCAGUUAUCAACUUAUUUUUUUAUCACAUGAUUAAAUGAUUUAUUCCUUAUCGCAACAGGCCUAAUUUUAAAACCAUUGUUGCUUCAUCUUGAUGUAUCCAUAAUCACACUUUAACCAAAUCCUGACCAUAGACUCUCUCAGACCUAAAAGGAACAAGUUAUCUUGCUCUACACGAUAGUAUAAAAAACAGUUUUAAUUCAAACAAGAUUUCGGGAACUAAAUAAACAAAGGAAGCCAAAAUUCCGAGUAGAGCCGCAUAAGAUUAAUGGGUGUCUAUCACACGUCACGUUGCUUCUUUCAGUGUUUCCACCACUUUUUGGUCCCAUGUAGAAUAAGUGCUGUAGGAUUCUGUUGAUGAUGUUCUAUUGUGGCUCCACACUGUAAAAGCGCAGCACACAAGCCCUGGUUUUCAACUACUGGGUGUAGACACGAAUCCUUUGUAGUAAAUGUUGUAAUGGACUAUGUAAUUCACUUCAUCUUUUCUGAGUUAGGUGGAAACUGACAGCGCACAUGUUUGAUUAGCUUGUUACCAGUUCUUUUUAACUUCUUCCUCCUUUGGGUGGAAACACGUACAUAGCCUUCAGGAUGACUUUUGUCAACAUUUUUUUCUUUUAACUUCAUAGAAGCAGACAUACUUCCAAACUCUGGUUUUCAAUACAGAAGGAAUAAAACACUAAUAUUUGAAGAUAUGCAUAUAGCUUGACUAAAUACAUACAUACAUUAAUAUAACAUUAAAUAAGAAUUUUGUCUCUAGCUCUUGACUGAGAUCAUCCAGUAUGAACAGCAGGAAGAAUGACUAUGGGCAUGUUAGUUUCCUUUUGCAGACAAAAAUAUAAACCUUUUCAUCACCAUCCACUUUUUGGACAAUAAAAUGAAGGAUUAAACUUUUCAAGCCAAAGCCCUUUUGCUCCAAAUAUAGCACUGAGUCCAGCUCCGGGGUUACGCUCCAGUCCAGAACUGAACUAUUCAGAGGAUCUCUUGUAAACCUCUUGGAACAUUUCAGACACGACCACUGUUUGUCACCUUUGUGACAAUAGAACAUGGCUCGGGUGUAGCCUGAAAGGAAAAAUAGACUUUUGGAGGCGAAAUAUAAGGAUGUCUUAUGCACAAAUAUAUGCCUUUUUAUAUAUAAACAGCCUUGAACUGUGGUUGAAAUGAUUGGUGGCUGAUUUUUCAAAAAUCCUGGAUACAGCAGCUUUUUUUUUCUUGAACUAUCUUGGCAAAUUUUUGAAACUUGCAAUUGACAUUUGAUGCAACAGUAAUAUUCAGUUUAUUUUUAAUUGUUCUGAAGCAUAUGCACACAACUGGCCAACUAAUUUUCCCCUUUUUUAUUUUUACACUCUGAUCUUGUGUGUUUUUCAGGAUUUAGUUUGAGCUCUACCAUAGUAUAAGCCUUGACACAAAUAUGUAAAUCCUCUGAUUUUCUGAAGGUAUUCAGUGGGUUGCUAGAGUUUAAUCUAGCCUGUCGGCUGACUGUGGGAGUUUCCAUGAACUUUUUGAAAGUGAACCACUAUCUGCUCUUUAGCAUAAUCAGAUAAUGUGACACUGCUUUCUGGUGAGCCAGGAUGAAUUACCACUACAAGGCUGUAGUUCCACCCUUUAAAUAAUUGUGAAGUUUGAAAUUGUGAAGGGUUUUUGUCAUCGCUGAACCACUGAGUUGUGUAUUUUUAUUUUUGUUUUUUAUUUUUUGCUUUUAAGGCUAUGCAUUAUUUUUAUACAACCGCUUAAAAUGCCUAUUUGUUUUUCUGUAAGUUUAAUUGCCAAACAUGAAGUAUUUUACCUGAAAAUGGACUACUUUUAUUUCUAUAAUUAUGUUAAGGGCUUUUUUGUUUUAGCCAGUUUAAUAGCUACAUAAUUUGUGUAAUGUACCUGAAAACAAACAGUUUGCUCGUUUUUCAUCAUAUGUUUUUACCCCAAUUCCACCCUCUACACUCCAUCCAAGUGCCUUUUGAACAAUCUGACUCUACAAGUAAUUUGUAGAACACCUUAUUUCUCACCUGCUUUUGCCUUCAGCUCUCCUCUCCUACCUCAGUCUUCUCUCCCUUUUUCUUAUUUAUGAAGGAAAGCAUGCAGUAAACUUUCCUCAGCACUACAAAGACUCCUUUGCAGACAUCUCAGCAAAAGUCCACGUAAUUUUAAAAAUAUUUUACACAACUCUGCGAUGCACCACUUUCUUUUGCAGUAGGCUCGAUCAGUGUUGGCAAACUAUUUCAGGAAAGAUAAAGCUAAUUGUGAUUGUAUGUGAAACUACACUGCAGGUUAUUUCAGUGUUUUGUUUGGUUCUUUUUUACUUGGAGGAUGAAUGUUUGUCUUGAAUGUGUUUUUAGUGGUGGUCUGUUUCAGAUGCUUCACACAACAUGCAUCAAAUCAAGAUUCAUGUGGCUAUAGCAAUCACAUUUCAGAAUGUGUUUAAUUAUUUCCUCCUGUCGGCCCGAUCCCAAUAACAAGCAAGUUGAUGUGUUUUCUUUCCUUGUGUCCUGCAGCAACCUCCAGUUUUUUUAUGGAGUAGUAAUACAGGAUCCUGAGUGUGUAAAUUGGUUGCUUGCAUUAUAUUUUAAGCCUAUUAUUCUGAAUAAACAAAAGAAAUUGAUA